AUGGGGGUCGACGUUCCCAGUAACGUUGUCAACAUUGUCUGCAAAAGCGGCGAGUUCAUCAUCGGUCAUACCUUUAACGGUCAAAUGAAGGCUAUCGAACGUCGCAUGAACAUUUCCCGAACACUACUCAAAGAGAUGCCCGAAAGCUCGUAUGAUCCAAAUGUCGUUUCUCCCGAAGAGUUGGAGAACAUCAAGAAGGAGUUCAGAAAUUUGGAGACUCUGUAUCAGUCUUUAGUUAGACUUCGGACCAAGUGGUCCACCUCUCACUUUAGUGUUAUGGCGAUCAGCCAAGCGCAUAAAACUGCGGCUGGGGCGAAAUCUCUCAAAUUCGGAUUGAGGGAAGUGUCUGAACGAGCAGCCAAUCACGAAUCGUUACGCGAAUUUGAAGCCCAGAUUGAAAAGGCCACAUUAAAGGUCAAGGUGUCUGAUGCCAGGGCGUUACCUUCAGCUGGAUCUGAAGGUGGUCCAACGAAUGGAGCAUCAACUUCUACUAUCAUCAUGGCAACAGAGAGGGAAAGUCAGUCCCAGGUACCAUUGCGCGUGGACAUCUCCCAGACAGCAAGAACUGAUUCUGCUGAAGGUGGUCCUAGGGAGUGUGCGGUUCUUGACUCGCCUACCUCUGAGCCGACGGAUCCGGAAUACAUGAAAGCACGCCAUGAGUUUCUAGACAAGGCUGCCGACGUACUGAUACGUACUGUGGCAUUGGGUUACCCGACCCUCCAUGUCGACGCUGAUACCCUCAAAGCGGCUGUUCAUGCGGUGGUCCUUGACAGAUAA
Messenger RNA from Coniophora puteana RWD-64-598 SS2, 777 nucleotides. RefSeq lists its product as uncharacterized. The coding region runs from base 1 to 777 and encodes 258 amino acids. NCBI's taxonomy places the organism in Eukaryota, Fungi, Basidiomycota, Agaricomycetes, Boletales, Coniophoraceae. The transcript is spliced from 4 exons. The record is from RefSeq and is a predicted model, not a curated record.